AUGGGACAUCGAGUCCGCAUGGCGGGCAAGGAAAUGCUUGUUGCCCUUGUCGUCAAGAUACAGGGGAUCGCCCCCAAGGCAUCCCAGCCAUCUCGGGUCCAGUGGACUGAGCCCCCGUCUUACCAGGCCUAUCUGGGCGGCACGUCUGGUGAUUCAUCAUCCUGGGCCCGCACAUGGCUCGACUCGAUACGGGGGUCGAUGGGAGAGCAUGGGUACCUUGUUGUAAUCAGGGGAGACAACGUUCUGAGGAAGAGGUGGACGAUUCUCAAGACUUGGUCGUCUCGGGCCGCGGGGAGCUUCCCGGCGCCGAUCCCCAUCAAACUUUGCCCUGACUGGUUGGGCAAUGCACUAAAGGUACCUGGCGGCGGCUUGCCGGAUGCUGUCAAACUCUUCUCCCGUUCUAUGUACAGGUACUUUUCACACUUUCUCCACGGGAAUCUUGUGGCCUUCGUAUUACCCGCCUGCCAACCAGCUCUCCCCAAGCACAUCUGCCCUCCCAAGCACAUCUACGUCGUCAUGGUCUUCCCAAGUCUAUCCGAGGCUUCCAUAAUUAACAACAGCCUCACUCUCAGUCUCCCUAGGUCGUCUGAACGACAAUGCUGCCCGAUUCAGCCCUCCCUCUUGCGCCGCAUCUUCAACGCUUACGACAUCGAUGAAGCCCGACACGCCCUGAGACCUGACCGACUGGUAACAUCAUCCUCGCCGCCCAUCACGAGCAUUGGGAAUCGAUCUCAUGUCACUUAUUCACUUCCUCAAUCGGGACAUCCCGAGGAGCUUCUUCUGCACGGUAAUUGCCUUACCUACACCCUAUCGGUCAAUCCCGCCUUGCCCUGCCCAGGUGCCAUUGUCCUUCCCCACAACGUCUUCUCCUGGCGAACCUUUCACUUGCUCCCCCACACAAUGUGGUCACAGCUUCACACCACACCUUUCAUCUUGAGGGCGCCGGUCAUGUCGUGCUUCUACUUGCUUCCAAUCACUACACUUUCCCCUGAUAUGGGACCACACUAUAUCACCUUCCGAUACGUUGUACAGCCCCUUCUCGGGCUGUCGUUUAUGUACCGCUCGGGGCCUGGUUCUGCAUUGUACAUGUACCGGUACUUCGUUCCACCAACCGUUCCCGAGGGCCCGUCUCGCUUCCCUUGGAACGGGAAUAGCUGGGCCCGCAAGGCACGGACGCAGCCCCCCCGAUGUCACUACUGGGCCCGAAGACGGAGAGUCGAGAUCAGCAAAAAGCAAGGAGACAGAGACACGGCUAGAGGGCCAAGAUCGCUGGGCACAUCCCUCUGGAAGGAGAAAGGCAUCCCAAGUCUGACCCCGGUAUCAUACCCGACCCCCGCCAUGCCAUAUUACCAGAGGUAUGACAUGCUGUACGAAUAG
Sodiomyces alkalinus F11 is the source of this 1377-nucleotide messenger RNA. RefSeq lists its product as hypothetical. The transcript has 17 exons. The record is from RefSeq and is a predicted model, not a curated record. Lineage: Eukaryota; Fungi; Ascomycota; Sordariomycetes; Glomerellales; Plectosphaerellaceae. Bases 1 to 1377 code for a protein of 458 amino acids.